ACUACCACUCUCAAUCACAUCCAUCAUGUCGGACAUCCCUACCACAGGCACUCGCAGUCAGCUGCACCCCGAAAUCCAGACCUUCCUCAAGGACCACCCAAAACUUCACCUCGGAGGCCAGGAAGAUUUCCACGAUGAGAGGAACCACCAUCUCGAGGUCUUUGGUAUCCACAACCUGCCCAAGGAUAAAAUUCACCCCAUUGGAGAGGUCGAGUUCACUGCUAUCCGUGGGGCCCAUGGAACAAUCCCUGUUCGUGUCUUGUAUCCCAAGAGCGGAGAGGAUAAACGCAAGAACGGUGAAGCAGCUGCUUUGGUCUACUUUCACGGUGGAGGUUACACGGUCGGCUCAGUCGAUGAAUUCGAGAACGGUCUGAGAUUGCUGGCCGAAGAGAGUGGAGUACAGGUCUACGGUGUCGACUACAGACUCGCCCCCGAGUACCGCUUCCCCAUUCAAUUAGAUGAGUACUCCGCCGUAAUCGACUGGCUCCAAGGCGAUGGAGGCAAAGCUCGCGGCGUACACCCCUCCAAAGUAAUGGGCGGCGGCGACUCAGCAGGCGGCAACAUGACCGCAGCAACAACCCUUCGCCGUGCAGACAAAAACCAAACACCUCUCGCCGCACAAAUCAUGCUGUACCCCGAAGCCCGCGUUCCCUUCGACACCCCCGCCGCGGUCGAAAACAACAGCGGCUACUACCUCGAGUGCAAUGGCAUUUUCAGUUUCGCCGAUCACUAUUUGCCCAGAGGUACACCGCCAUCAAAUCGCUACAUAUCGCCCGGUAUGCAGGAUAUCAGUAAACUUGGUGGCCAGCCCCCUGCUGCCAUCUACACGUCUGGCUUUGACCCUCUGCGUGAUGUGGGUGUUGAGUAUGCGCACAAGUUGAAGCAAGCGAAGAAUGAGGUUGUUUGGCAUCAUUAUGAGGAUAUGACCCAUGGAUUCUUGCAAAUGACUGCUUGGUCGGACAAGGCUAUCUCUUGUGUCAAGGAUAUCGCUAUGGAUAUGAAGAAGUUUGGCUACGGCUCAUGAAUAUAAUCUACAGGGGGAAGGGACGCCGGUAGUCACUUCUAAAUCUCGUGCUCAAUGUACAUCAUGAAUGCAUGCCUCGGCAUUUCUGUGACUUCAAUUGGUAGUGGUUGAUG
This is a messenger RNA of Aureobasidium pullulans EXF-150, 1137 nucleotides long. RefSeq lists its product as uncharacterized. The record is from RefSeq and is a predicted model, not a curated record. Bases 26 to 1024 code for a protein of 332 amino acids. Gene Ontology annotation, molecular function: hydrolase activity. The transcript has 2 exons. Lineage: Eukaryota; Fungi; Ascomycota; Dothideomycetes; Dothideales; Saccotheciaceae.